Ornithorhynchus anatinus (platypus) is the source of this 3430-nucleotide messenger RNA. It is a transcript of the gene POT1, whose product is annotated as protection of telomeres 1. The transcript is spliced from 20 exons. Gene Ontology annotation, biological process: regulation of telomere maintenance via telomerase; telomere capping. Gene Ontology annotation, cellular component: nuclear telomere cap complex; chromosome, telomeric region. NCBI's taxonomy places the organism in Eukaryota, Metazoa, Chordata, Mammalia, Monotremata, Ornithorhynchidae. Gene Ontology annotation, molecular function: telomerase inhibitor activity; G-rich strand telomeric DNA binding. The coding region runs from base 102 to 2453 and encodes 783 amino acids. The record is from RefSeq and is a predicted model, not a curated record.
GCGACGCGCUGACGUCACCGGCGGCGGCGUGGCCGGAGCGGGGGGUUGGAGGCGCCCAUUUUGAGUGGUUUUGCGGCCCGGCCCGUCCAGCAAGAAAGGAUAUGCCUCUUCAACUAGUAAAGGUCAUCAAUGGGAUGCCUGAAGUUCAGUUACCAAGCCACUUGCAAAAAAUAGUUUUGAAAAAUCUACAACUCGAUUAUGAUUACGCCAGCAAAUAUGUCCAGGGGACAGUUUUGCAUAGCUACUCUUUAACCUAUCUCGGAAACGGAAAAGCCUUUUUGAAGAUUGUACUACAAGAGAAAGAAAAGUCACAUCAAGAGAUCAACACCAUCAAUAUAUUAUUCUUUGGAAAGUUGGCAGAGCAUUGUGCCAAAGCUGUUUGUCAAGGGGAUGUUCUUGUGGUGACUGGAUUUGAUUUGGCUGAAUCCUCCUCCACAAGCAAAGAUGACAGACACAGUCUUCACUUGGAAGUAUCUGAAGAUAUUGGAUCAGUUGUUUAUGUUUAUAUUAAAUCGGGGAUUGAUACUCCGCCAGAAGCUACAUCUUUGGCAGUGGCGCCCAAAUAUACAUACACACCUCUUAAUCAACUUAAAGGUGGAACAGUAGUCAACAUCUAUGGAAUUGUGAAGUUUUUCAAGCCCCCAUAUCGAAGCAAAGGAACUGAUUACUGCUCAGUGGUAACCGUUGUGGACCAGUCAAACGUCAAGUUAACUUGUAUGCUUUUUAGUGGAAAUCUAGAAACGCUUCCAAUAAUCUACAAGACUGGAGAUAUUGUUCGAUUUCACAGAAUAAAGAUUCAAGAAUACAACCAUGAGAUUCAGGGUGUUACCAGCGCAGGCUUUGCAGCCAUAACAUUUGAGGGAACUUUGGGAACCUCCAUCAAACCUCGCACUUCCAGCAAAACGUACAGGUUCACCCUCGAGGAUGAGAAGACUGUGGAAGCACUCCGUAUCUGGGCAGCCAAUCAUCUUUCCCCUCCCGGUCCAAUGGUCACGCUGUCCCAUGUCCAGCCUUUGCAGUUUUUCGACCUAACGUGUCAGCUGGUGGGGAAGGCAGAAGUGGAUGGAUCUUCGAUUCUCCUCAAGGUAUGGGAUGGCACCAAGGCUCCAUAUCCAGCUUGGAAGGGCUCUAUUGAAGAUCAUGCCCUUGAAGGUGAUGCAGUUCUUCUCCGUCAACUGAAAAAUCUAACAGUAGACAUUCUAGUUUAUGACAACCAUGUUCCUGUGGCAAAAUCCUUGAAGGUUGGAAGUUUUCUCCGCAUUUAUAGUCUUCAUGCAAAAAUCCAUCAAGUCAAUUCUGAGAAUGAGGCAAAUAGUUCCUACCUAGAAUUUCACCUACACGGGGGCACCUGCUACGGACGAGGAAUCAGAGUCCUGCCAGAAAGUAACUCUGAUGUCAAAGAGAUGCAAAAAUGUAUGGAAUCUUUGGAUUUGACAGCAUACCAGUGUUUGAAUAGCAUUCCGCCAGUAGAACCUGAUGAUAGCUUAAGCAAUUUUUCAAGCCAAGGAAUAGUAUCACCGAAUGAUAUGGAAAGAUGUCAACAGCUGUCUGCCACAGUCCUAACAGCUCACCAGCAUUUGGAGACAACGUCAUUAAGUAUGAUUUUGAAAAAUGAAGCUCCUCACCAGUAUCGCAUCAGAGCCAAAAUGAGAACUUUUAAACCCCAGAAGCUCUAUCAGUCCGUUAAACUGUACUGCCCAAAAUGCCACUCAUUGCAAGAAGUCCCUGAUGAGAGUGACUUUGAUUUAAUUUUGCGAGAGAGUGCUGCAAAGAGUCCAAAUUCCAAACUACAAAAUACAUCAUUGUAUGAUUCAGACAUGUGGAAUACCAAAAAUGGAGAAAGAAAAAUAGUAAUUCAUUUUGUAAAAAAUAAUGGAAUUCUCCAAAAUCCCGAAGACAGCUUGAUUUUGAUUGAAGGAGGAACGCUGAAUGAAAUCUGCAAACUCUCCAGGAAAUUUCAAAGCAUUAUUCCUGUGACAUCUGAUGAGGAAGACCUCCUGCUCCUAGACCUUGAAGCACCAUUCCUAAUCCAAGGAAAAACAUGGCACUAUGGGUGCAAGCUGUGCUCUAAUCUAAAGACUAUACAGAAUCUGAAUUCACUUGCUGAAGAAGCAGCAUGGGUGCCUGCUGCAGUGGCCCAAGUUUUGGGUAUUGAACCACUCCUGUAUGUCUUUGUUAUGAAGUUUAUUCUUGAUGAUGGAACAGGAAUGCUGGAAACUUAUCUGAUGGACUCUGAAAACUUCUUUCAGAUUCCUGCAUCAGAGAUUCUGUCCAGUAAUGACCUUCAGAAAAAUCUGGAAAUGAUCAUGAGUAUGCUUUGUCCACCAGGAAAAAAAAUAGAUGCGCACCCUUGGCUGGAGUGCUUCAUCAAAUCUUAUAAUGUCAGAAAUGGAAAGGAAGAGCAAGUUUGCUAUCAAAUCUUUGACACUGUAGUUGCAGAAGACUUUAUCUAGUGUUACAGUUGGCAGGAUUUCCAAAGUGGUAAAUCUAUAACAGCAUCUGAUUUUGUUUUCUUGGGAAAAUAUAACUGUUUCAUCAUAUAUGUAUGUACAUAUAUAUACUGUUAAUGUAUUGUAAAAUAUUUAUCCAGAUGGAUUUUAUUAUUAAAAGAAUUUUGUCUUGAUAGUUACAUUCCCCAUCUGAGUUUCAACUGAUUGAUUUAAUAUCAGUUCCUAAAGGUGCUUUGAUGUUUUACCAUCUUGCCUCUUAGGUCGCUCAGUUAGUGAGUCAGUAGAAAUUGAUUUAUCCCUCAAGCUACCCAAUUAUACUGCCAGAAUCAAUGAUACUUUUGAGGCAUCUGAGAAGGACAUGCAGUGUGUUUGGAUGUUUAUUCUUCAGUAAAAUGUUUUUAGUAGCAAAGUCUGAAAAAAAUAUCAGCAUUACAAUUCAAUUUCUUUUGGUUUUGUAGUAUUUCCAUUUAUCAAGCAUCAGUUUUCUUCCUUUCUUAAGGAGCAGUGGCCAACGAGGCUAGGGUUCAUUUACUGCCUUAAGUUUCGUGUCAGCGAUGCAGAUGAUAUUCACCCAAUUAUUGGAUUAGAAGAGGUUAGUUAACCAGGGUAUUGGACUGACAUGUCGCAGCUUAGAAACUGCUGUUUUGUUUGUACAGGAUAGGCUGUUUAAAGCCACCCUACUUUACAUGAACCAGAUAGUUCUUGUAGUUAGUGUUUUGUCAACCAGUCAAGCUGACAGAGGUACACUAGGGAAAGAUCUUUAUUGUUUCUUCCCAUGGACUGAUUUUGCACAUUUAAAGGUCAAUCCACAGAUUAUUCAUGUCUGAACUGCGUGACAUUGUCCGCUUUUUAUCAGAUGAGAUUUGUGUUGUCAUAAAAAAUGUUUACUAAAGGGGUAGAUUUCCCAUUGUAGCUCUCAGUUCUCAUCUGCUGUUCUUUUCUCUAUCCUUUCAUAAGACAAAUAAAAUUAGUAGUAACAA